AUGAAUAAUCUGGACGAAAACGUCAAGGAUCCUGAUUGGCUCCUAUCGCAGCUACAAAAGCCAAUAACCUUUAAGGAUCGCUUGAAUUUUUAUCUCAUGACCAGAUUUAAUCGGAGAAUAUACCAAGGACUGCGCUAUGUCUAUAUACAAGGUGGGAGUUUGCCGAGAAUAUUUUUAUACAAUGGAAUAAAAAAUACAAAGUAUAAUCUUUUCACGUUUUUACCACUCAUUUUGUUCGAACAAUUUAGGGGUACAGGUGGACAACAAGGCUCUGCCGUUGGUUCUAGUCAGCAUUGUACUGGUAAAGUUCCUGAGUUUAUGGUUGGUACUCACUCUUGA
Molecule: messenger RNA, 339 nt
Organism: Theileria equi strain WA
Lineage: Eukaryota; Apicomplexa; Aconoidasida; Piroplasmida; Theileriidae
Product: phospholipid-transporting ATPase, putative
Exons: 2
Coding region: 1-339 (112 amino acids)
Source: RefSeq, a predicted model, not a curated record